AUGACCAUUCCUCCAUUUUCCAAACUAACAAUUAGAGAUGAUGACUGGGUAAAAUAUAAUGAUUCAUGGCCAGAUGAACUUGGGGUGCAAGGGCACAAAGUGCAAAAAAAUGGAGACCGAGAAGUCUGGGCUGGUCCAUUAAGUGGAGGGAGAGUUGCAGUUGUUCUAUGGAAUAGAGGGCCUACUCAAGCAUCCAUCACUGCCAGCUGGAGCAGCAUUGGUCUUAGCACUUCAGCUGUCGUCAACGCUCAUGAUCUGUGGACAGUUGAGGUUAUAUCAUCUGUGCAAGGAGAGCUGAAGGCGACAGUGGAAACACAUGCUUGCAAGAUGUCACGAACUUGCAGCAAUCAGAUGCCUGGUUCGCUCGGAUAUGAAGAGCAAGAUGCAAAAGCCUUCGCAUCUUGGGGAGUUGACUACUUGAAGUAUGACAACUGCAAUGACCAGGGAUUGAGUCCGCAGCCAAGGGGUGUGAAUGACCCAGCAACAUGGGCAAGUGGUGUAGGAAACAGUUGGAGAACAACCGGUGACAUCCAGGACAACUGGGGAAGCAUGACGGCCAUCGCCGAUGCUAAUGACAAAUGGGCAUCAUAUGCACGGCCUGGUGGAUGGAAUGACCCGGACAUGCUGGAAGUCGGAAACGGGGGGAUGUCAACAGAGGAGUACCGCUCCCAUUUCAGCAUAUGGGCUCUAGUGAAGGCACCUCUUCUGAUUGGCUGCGACAUCCGCUCGAUGAGUAACGAUACCAAGGAAAUCCUCAGCAAUCAUAACGUCAUCGCGGUUAAUCAAGAUGUGCUUGGGGUGCAAGGGCGCAAAGUGCUACAAGAUGGAGACCAACAAGUAAGUAAACAAGGGAGAGUUGCAGUUGUUCUAUGGAACAGAGGGUCUGAUGAAGCAUCCAUUACUGCCAGCUGGAGCAGCAUUGGUCUUAAUGAACCCACCGUCGUCGAUGCUCAUGAUCUGUGGACCGGUGAGGUUACAUCAUCGGUGCAAGGAUAA
This is a messenger RNA of Miscanthus lutarioriparius, 996 nucleotides long. Lineage: Eukaryota; Viridiplantae; Streptophyta; Magnoliopsida; Poales; Poaceae. The record is from the annotation of a GenBank genome assembly.